Messenger RNA from Bacillus rossius redtenbacheri, 4133 nucleotides. It is a transcript of the gene Dyrk3, whose product is annotated as dual specificity tyrosine-phosphorylation-regulated kinase 2. The record is from RefSeq and is a predicted model, not a curated record. Gene Ontology annotation, molecular function: ATP binding; protein serine/threonine kinase activity; protein serine/threonine/tyrosine kinase activity. NCBI's taxonomy places the organism in Eukaryota, Metazoa, Arthropoda, Insecta, Phasmatodea, Bacillidae. Gene Ontology annotation, cellular component: cytoskeleton; cytoplasm; nucleus. The transcript is spliced from 2 exons. Gene Ontology annotation, biological process: peptidyl-threonine phosphorylation; peptidyl-serine phosphorylation. The coding region runs from base 430 to 2109 and encodes 559 amino acids.
CUUUGUUAACCAAUUAAAAAAAAAAAACAACUUUGUUUACAGUCAUGUUGGUAAUACCAGUUAAAAAAAUUACAAAAAUACAGAGAAUAGUUUUGUAGUGUUUUCUGCCUGGGUUUCUCUAUUUAAAUAGGUCCAGACAUUGAACUUCUGGGUUUCAUCUGUAAACUUUAUUUUAGUCUGUGGCUUAGAAUUUCAACAAAAUAUGAAUGUAAGGCACAGUGUUGGGUUAUGGAGCGAGGAACAUGUUAUUUUAUUGUGUUACGCUAGUGUUUAGUAAUAAGAAAAAAAAAAUGAAAUCAUCGAAAGCCGGUCAGAUAAAAUUUUCUCGAAGAAAAUGAUAGCUUAGAAAAUUAAAUAUGGUAUGAAAUCCGUCAAGAAACGUAAUGCCGAAAUGCGUGGUUAAACCUUUCGCCACAGCAAUGCUUGGGAAUGUGUAGUGUUGUGAUGCUUCAGUUUCCUAUUGACAGAAUGCCAUUAACACGUACACGUUCUUUAACCACAAAUAUGAAUGGGGCUUCUAGUUCUCCAAAUGAUACUUACCUGGCUCAUAUCCCUGAAAAUACUAACCAUCUACCUCCCCUUGUGACAAACCGUCGGCAGAUAGAAGAUGCUUCAGCAGGAGCCUGUGUCCCUACUCCACCGAACUACUCAGUGACUCAAUCUAAUAGCGGAAAUAAAACAUUACCUUCAGUAAGUGCAGGUUCACUGGAAGCAUGUGCCAGCCCGGCCAACAAUGGCUCUGCAAGACCAAGAACAAUGGUUGCAUCGCCAGAGCAAGUGAUGAAUCUUUACAUCAGUCAUUUAACUCCAUAUGAACAUCAUGAGAUAUUCAACUAUCCACAGAUUUACUUUAUUGGUGCAAAUGCAAAAAAAAGGCCAGGUAUUUUAGGAACAGCAAAUAACUGUGGUUAUGACAAUGAUCAAGGUUCAUACACUCAUGUCCCUCAUGAUCAUGUAGCUUACCGGUAUGAAGUCCUUAAAAUCAUUGGGAAAGGAAGUUUUGGGCAAGUAGUGAAAGUAUAUGAUCAUAAAAACCAUGAACAUGUUGCAUUAAAAAUGGUACGAAAUGAGAAACGAUUUCAUAGGCAGGCUCAGGAAGAAAUAAGGAUUUUAGAACAUUUGAGGAAACAGGACAAGCAAAACACAAUGAACAUAAUACAUAUUUUUGAUAGUUUUACAUUCCGAAAUCAUAUGUGCAUAACUUUUGAAUUGUUGUCAAUAAACCUUUAUGAAUUGAUUAAGAAAAAUAAGUUUCAAGGUUUUAGCUUACAGUUAGUUCGCAAGUUUUCACAUUCGCUUCUUCAGUGUUUGGAUGCAUUAUACAAGAACAAAAUAAUACAUUGUGAUAUGAAGCCAGAAAAUGUCUUGCUCAAGCAGCAAGGUCGAAGUGGAAUUAAGGUUAUCGACUUUGGUUCGAGUUGCUACGAAACACAACGUGUGUACACGUACAUUCAGUCAAGGUUUUAUCGAGCACCAGAAGUUAUUUUGGGUGCCCGAUAUGGAAUGCCAAUUGAUAUGUGGAGCUUGGGCUGCAUUCUAGCAGAGUUAUUGACUGGAUACCCCUUACUCCCUGGUGAAGACGAAGCAGAUCAACUAGCGUGCAUCAUCGAACUUCUGGGAAUGCCACCUCAAAAACUUCUCGAUGCCUCCAAACGUUCGAAAAAUUUCAUCAGUUCAAAAGGCUAUCCACGGUACUGUACUGCCAAUACCUUGCCUGAUGGUACUACAGUGUUGGGUGCGGGUGUUUCUCGAAGGGGGAAGCCCCGUGGGCCACCAGGUUCUAGGGACCUUCGUCGAGCUCUUAAUGGCUGUGAUGAUGCGCAGUUCUUAGACUUUAUUCGACGUUGCCUAGAAUGGGAUCCUGAUGCUAGAAUGACUCCAGCAUCUGCCUUACGCCAUGGGUGGUUAAGGCGCCGUUUGCCAAGGCCCCCUCCAGAAAAAAGUGAAGGUCAGUCUGGUGGUCGUAAUUCAUCAUCAAGAAAUUCAAGCAAGACGAAUGCAGUUACCAGUGGUGUCUUGAGUACCAAUACAAUUAGGCUUCAAUUGCCUGAUGACAGAGCAACUACUGCCCAUUCAACCAAGUUACCUCAAAUUCCCAAUCAUUCAUAACACAAAUGACAAUAGAUUUUUAGGUUUUAAAUGGUUGGAUAUUUUAUAAUAUUUUGUUCUUGGUACUUUAAUGCACAUGGGUCAGUGAAGACCAUUCCUACAAGGCCUUGGCAUUUACCUCAGAAAAUUUUUGAUCAUUUAUAUAGUAAUGACCUAUUUUAUGGUGUAUUAACUGCACUUUUUAAUUUUUUCACUGUAAUGUUUACUAGUUGACUGCUUCACUGGUAAAUCCCAGACAUGCGGCAUCCCCAAAGGUUGUAUAGAAAUUUAUCACACUAGUGUAGCAUGUAAGCCUGCUCUUUUUGGACUUGAGGAACUGAGAAAUAUAGUUAAGGUACACAAUUACUGCCUACUGAUAACAGUUUUUAUUUUAUAAAGCGUAUCAUAAUCUAUGUAUAUGUUCUUGAUUAUUGUUUGUAUUUUCAUUUUUAUACUGGAAAAUGAAUUUUUAUAGCGAUAAUGUUUUAGUUUAUUUAUUAUGCAUUGUUACAAUUGGUCUAUUUAUUCAAGAUGAGUUAGGGUGCUGUGUGUUAAUACGAUUUUUUAUAAAAAAAUUGAAUUUGUAACUGCUUGUCCUCAAAAUUGUAAAAAAACCUGAGACUAAGCAGUAAUAUUUUUUAAAAUAAAAAGGAAUAUUUCAAAACUAUAGGACUGGUGUUCCAUGACACCAUCUUUUGGCCUGUGAUUGAGGAAAAUGUUCUGUAAUAUAAUUUUUGCCAUGAAGUAGUUCUGAUCUUGACGAGGAAAAAAAGAUCUUGUCUUAAUUAAUUUUACUAAGCCUUAUGUGAGAUAACUAAUCAGGGUAUCUACAAAUACUUGGCAAACUUAUUUCAGGACCUUUCAAUAAAAUUUUUGUACACCUUUUUUAUGCCGCAGGGUAGAUUUUUUUUAGUAAGCAAAUUAAAAGUAACAUGAAAUUUAUCUUGUAUUCGCAGGAGCAUACUGAUUUUUAUUUUAACAAAGUUAAUGUGCAACUGUGAAUUGAAGUGAGGCAUCAGAAAACAAAAUGCAAGUUAGCAAAAUGCAGCUGGAAAUUGUUGUUUUGUGACUUCCAGCAUCAGUGUUGUUUAUUUUGAGACUUUUUUUGUCUUUCGUGACCAGUUCUUCAGUUUUCAUACCAAAAUGUUCGGAUUAGUUUGAAUUUACUGUAAGCAAACACAUUUUGAAGUUAUGAUUUCUGUAGCAUACUAUUCCCUUCGCUAUUAUAUAUUUAUUAUAUUAAAUAAAAUACUGCUGUAUAUUUAUGUUGCAUUAUUACACUGCAUUUAGUUUAAACAUGCAUUUAUCUCAACAGAUGUUUCACUUGGGUUAUAUCUAAAAAAUGCUACAGCAUUUUUCUUUAUUUUAAUAAUAGAAAAAUGUAUUACAUUUCAUUAUUUGAUAAAUUACAGGCCGAAAGAACAUAUCAACUCAUAUUUUUAUGAUGAAGAGAAAAUGAUAUUACCAAACAUUACCAUCAUGCGAAUCAAGGGCCAUGUGACCCAUAGUUCAAAAGAUUUAAAUUUUUUUUUUUUUUUUAAUUCUAUACAAAAAUUAUUCCCUAAUCUAAAGUACAUUUAUUCUUCAAGAGUUACAUUUGUUAAUUAGAUUUACUGGUGUUCAGAGCUUCAGAAAAAAAUCAUAAAUACAUUUGUGAUUUGUCAUGAGGAAUCACCUCAAAAGUCAACACACUGCCUCCUAACUCACCCUGCAUUUAGUGACACAAUGUCAUGUAUUUUACGAUCUCAAAACUGUUGAUUUUUUAAAAAAUCAUUAAACAGGUCUUACUUUUACCCCAGUGCACUUAAACAUUCUUAAAUCAAGGAUGAUGUAAGUCCUGGGAGUAUUAAAAAAGGCCAGAAAUGCCUUAUUUAGCCUCGAAUAAGGCUAAUAUUAUGAAAUCUAUGUGGCUAAGUGAAAGUAAGGACUGUAAAUUGUUUUGUGUUCACGCCCACGCUGUGUUAGUACAUCCAAAUGAAUGUUUUUGUUUAUUGUAGAGGCCCAUGUGAACACAAGCAAUAAAGGAUGACUUUCUCUUCUCCAGA